CCAGGAAAAACCGGACCAAAACAGCUCAUCAGAUUUCAGAACUACGCCCUCUCUCUUCCGUAUUCUUCUUUCCUUCGUUUUCUUUCCCUCAAAGCAGAUCUACAAAGAGAAACCCUAGAAUUUCCCCAAACCCUUUCAAAAAUCCAUUUUUUCUCUUCAAUUCCAUGGCAGAUAUCGGAUAUUUCCGGCGAAACUGACAUACUUCCGGUCAAAUCGGCCGAUUCCCGGCGAGAAUUUCACCUCGUCUCGAUCUUUCCGUCCGUUUGCUCUGCUUAUACGCAUGAGCUGUUCCGUCAAUCUAGGGUUUUCUUCUGCGAAUUCGAACCAUUUCAUCACGUGCCUUUUGAUCUUCGUCCUUCAUUAUUCCCCUCAAUUGCCUCCUUCCCUUUUUAAUUUCGAGAAGAUCUCAACGGUAAGGAUCGCGACACGACGUCAGCAUGGAGUCUCGGAAUGGAAUUGAUCGUCAGUUGAAGAGAGCUUCUUGCUAUUCAGAAGUUGAGAGAAAACCCCUCUCUCCUUCUGUCAUUGUCAUUGGUGGUGGCUUUGCUGGCAUUGCAGCUGCUCGUGCUCUUCAUGAUGCGUCUUUUCAGGUUGUUCUGUUAGAGUCUCGGGAUAGACUUGGUGGCCGAGUGUACACUGAUUAUUCAUUUGGUUUUCCCGUUGACAUGGGUGCAUCAUGGUUGCAUGGGGUCUGUAAGGAGAAUCCUUUGGCACCAUUGAUUGGCAGACUGGGACUUCCGCUCUACCGUACUAGUGGUGAUAACUCUGUGUUGUAUGACCACGAUUUGGAAAGUUAUGCACUAUUUGAUACGGAUGGGCACCAAGUCCCUCAAGAACUGGUCACAAAGGUUGGCCAGGCAUUUGAGAGUAUUUUGCAAGAGACAGAGAAGGUAAGGCAGGAAAAUAGUGAAGACAUGUCUAUACUUCAGGCCAUCUCUAUUGUUCUGGAGAGGCGUCCAGAUUUAAGGCAAGAAGGACUUGCUCACAAGGUACUCCAAUGGUACUUGUGUAGAAUGGAGGGCUGGUUUGCUGCAGAUGCGGAUACCAUCUCACUGAAAUGCUGGGAUCAGGAAGAACUGCUCUCCGGUGGUCAUGGGCUAAUGGUCCGGGGUUAUCUCCCUGUUAUAAAUACUCUGGCCAAAGGGCUCGACAUCCGUCUCAGUCAUAGGGUGACAAAGAUUGUCCGCCGUUAUAAUGGAGUCAAAAUCACGGUCGAAAAUGGGAAGACAUUCACAGCGGAUGCAGCUGUGGUUGCAGUCCCACUCGGGGUUCUGAAGUCCAACUCUAUAAAGUUUGAGCCCAGACUUCCAGAGUGGAAGGAAGCUGCGAUUGCGGACCUUGGUGUUGGAACCGAGAACAAGAUCGCGCUGCACUUCGACAAGGUCUUCUGGCCCAAUGUCGAGUUCCUGGGAGUAGUUUCACCCACUUCUUAUGGAUGCAGCUAUUUCCUGAACCUUCACAAGGCGACUGGCCACCCAGUCCUAGUUUACAUGCCUGCUGGGCGUCUUGCCCAUGACAUCGGGAAGAUGUCUGAUGAAGCUGCUGCUAAUUUUGCCUUUCUGCAACUCAAGCGGAUUCUCCCUGAUGCCUGUGAACCAAUUCAGCAUCUCGUCUCCCAUUGGGGAUCGGAUGUGAAUUCGCUCGGCUCCUACAGCUAUGAUUCCGUCGGAAAGCCUCACAAUCUGUACGAGAGGCUACGUAUCCCUGUAGACAAUCUCUUCUUUGCAGGUGAGGCGACGAGCAUGAGCUACCCAGGAACUGUGCACGGUGCCUUCUCGACUGGUCUGAUGGCUGCUGAGGACUGCAGGAUGCGCGUGUUGGAACGGUAUGGUGAGCUGGAUCUGUUCCAUCCGGUCAUGGGUGAUGACUCUACAUCCGUGUCCGUCCCCCUUCUCAUCUCGCGCAUGUAAUUCUCCUCCCUGAUCAGGUCCCUAUGUUAAACACGGGUAUAGCUUACACAUUCUUCCACAACACCUAGUGUCCCUUAAAAAAAAAGAUCAUAGGAAAAUCUCUGUUUUCCUUGGAUUUUUUUUGUAGGCAUUUGGUACGUGUAUUCUCUUCCUCUGUCUGACAUAGCUUAUGACUGUGGACACAAGGGUAGAAGACUUCAAUUUCUAGUUUGUGUUUGUGCAUCAAGGGGCAGGGAUUGUUGUUGCCCCAGCAUUACAAAACACUCCUCAUGUGAGUUUUAGUUAUUAUCAUUGCCUGGAAAUAUCAUUUUGAAGGCAGUGAUGCUUAGAUGAUAAAUUUUCAAUAGCGUCAUUAGCAUCAGGACAGUUGAUCAUGUGGACUUCAAUCAAGCUUUAUUAUACAAAAAUAAUAGUUAUGGGAUCUUAA
This is a messenger RNA of Magnolia sinica, 2337 nucleotides long. Its product is annotated as polyamine oxidase 2-like. The transcript is spliced from 10 exons. Gene Ontology annotation, cellular component: peroxisome. Gene Ontology annotation, molecular function: polyamine oxidase activity. Gene Ontology annotation, biological process: polyamine catabolic process. The record is from RefSeq and is a predicted model, not a curated record. NCBI's taxonomy places the organism in Eukaryota, Viridiplantae, Streptophyta, Magnoliopsida, Magnoliales, Magnoliaceae. The coding region runs from base 438 to 1910 and encodes 490 amino acids.